This is a messenger RNA of Frankliniella occidentalis (western flower thrips), 2473 nucleotides long. RefSeq lists its product as uncharacterized. The transcript is spliced from 4 exons. The record is from RefSeq and is a predicted model, not a curated record. Gene Ontology annotation, biological process: protein ubiquitination. Bases 242 to 2278 code for a protein of 678 amino acids. Lineage: Eukaryota; Metazoa; Arthropoda; Insecta; Thysanoptera; Thripidae. Gene Ontology annotation, molecular function: ubiquitin protein ligase activity.
GCCGCUGGGGCCAGCCAGCCAAUCGGGAGCCGUGAUUCGUCCAGCAGAAAAGAGGAAGCAAACAACGAGCCAACAACACAACCUUAUUCCGAAACCUUAUUCAAAGUGUGUUGCUGCAGCUUUACGCCCAUCAACAACCAACAUUCAGUGCUUUUCUCUAUUGCUAGUGCUCGACACGUUCCAGACGGCCUCUUACUGCAUUUUACUCGUGGUACGGAGUAGACACCUGUAGAAAAGAAAGAUGACUUUGAAGUGCGAUAGUUGCUUACUCAAGUUUGACCUGCACUCCCAUCGCCCUAAAAACCUACCCUGUGGACAUACCAUCUGUAAGGAAUGUGUUGAAAAUCCUACUUUAGGGAGGAAGUGCCCAACUUGCAAGAAGGCAUUCAAGCAACGCCGACCUCACAAUCUCCCCGACACCGCCAUAGUGGUUCGAUUGCUGGAGGACGAGGACGAACCUCCCUCCAAGAAGCCUAAAACUGAGAAUCCUGAGCUGCAGCAGCUACAGCGGGGCGCGGACGCGGGGCGGAAGGUCGUGGAAAUGCUGCGGCUGGUGGUUCCACAGGCGGUCAAGGCCCUGAACCGCCAGCUGGGCUUGUCGAUCACCAAUCUUGCUCGAGUGGAGGCGGCCCUGGAGAGAGGGAUGGAGCCGGGGGCAGCAGGUGCUGUCGACACCACGGCGGACGCGUCGGACCCGCUCCGGUUGGACGAGGAGGAGCCGCUGCAGCUGGCGGAGCAGCUGGAGGCCAGCCACCGCCUGCUCACCUCCACUAAGUGCACGGUCGCUGCCGAAGGGGAGGGUGGCUCCGCCUGGACGGCCUCUGUGCAGCCCGGAGGGUGCGGCGACAUCUUACGCCUUCUGCUGCUGCUGGUGUCGAAUGCUAAUCUUGCACAGCAGUUGGCUUCAGGUAAAUUUCAGCUCGCGACUGUUAAUAGUGAGCAAGUGCCAGACACCCAAGGGGAGCCAAAAAGUGUUGCUGAAAGUAGCCAGAAGGAAGUGGGAACUACAGAGCAACCAACCCAACAGCCUGCUCAGCAGCCACCUGCUAUUGUACUACUACCAUCUCCUGUCAAGACUGGCGAGGAGAAGGAGUGUGAGAUUGAGCGGUCCUUAAAGGCUGGACAGCCUCCUGGAACUGUUACCAAGUGUAUCACUGCUCAGGUGAUGCACACUGGCCAGGGCCCGCGCAUUAUGCUCCAGGGAGUCCAGGCAACAGAGUUCACACAAGAUCAAUUGGAAUUAGUUCAGACUCAAGUUAAACAAAAUUUACUUCAAGCUCAAGCCAAAGGCAACAAAGCUAGUAUCCUUGGACCUACCAAAUUCCUCGUGGUUAUGCGACCUAAGAGUGCAACACCUGCCACGCCAACUCAACCACCUCCAAAACGUAGUGAGGCAACCAAGGUUGCAGUAGAGCCCAAACCUAGUCAGAAGCUGCGGGCGGACGGCCAGCUGGGAAAGGUUGACGACGCCAGCGCCGUUCCUGCGACCCCUGUUGCGGCUUACGUGGGCCCGCCUCUCAUCUCCGUUCUAACGAUAACUAAUCAACACCUUGACAAUAAUGGUCGUCUAAAAGUAAAUGACAUUCUUCGUGACGUUCCGCAGCAAUGGUCCACCCCUCGCAGCCUGCGGGAUUUAAAGGGCGAAGGCUCUGAGGACCUGCUGCGGGUCAUGGGAGCGCACCUCGAGGAGCUGCAGACCUCGGGGGAGGUUCAGCCCAGCGUCAUGGAGGAGGUGCUGAAGAUGUCGGCACUCAGACGACUGGAAGUUAAGUGCACUCUAAGUGAAAAAUACCCGGACCUGCCGUUACAGCUGGAAGAGCUCCACAUUAACCAAGCCACGGAGAAUCAGUUGCGAUGUUUGGAGCACAUGCCCAGACUGCGCAGCUUGACGGUUCUCAAUUACGUUGGCUCAAAUCUGACCUUCCCUCCCUCGCAGCAUAACAGGCUGCUGUGGCUCUGCGUGGGGUUCAAUGCUGGGCACAAGUUCACCAUGAUGUCCCUGAUUCGGGCCCAUGCCUCAUCAGUUCAGGAGCUCCGUGUAUGGUGCACCCCCACCGACAGCAAUGGCAAGUCUUUCUAUUUCCCCGACCUGGGCCAGGAGCUGGCGGCAUGCGGCCUUUCGGCCCUGCGGCGGCUCGUCCUUGAUCGCCGUCUUGAGAAAAGUCGGUGCUCUCACCAGGCCGCUAGCUGCCUGUUACAGCGAAGAACUGUUCGAGACGCAUUGUUUCCCUUGCCUGUUGAAGUGUUUUGCACGUUGUGUCACAGAGCUGAAUUCUAGCUGAACGGUCUUACCAUGUAGGUUCCCUUUUCUAUCAGGAAGUUAAACUGUUACACGUUUAAAACCCUUCCCAAAGGCCCCUAAGCCGCUAAAAUGUUCUAAAAUUUGUGUUUUGUUUUUGUUAUUUCUUAUAAGGUUUUUGUCCAGUUUGUUUAAUGAAACUUGCAAAAGUAAUCAAUACAUUAUUUUAUUUGA